Molecule: messenger RNA, 1423 nt
Organism: Pongo pygmaeus (Bornean orangutan)
Lineage: Eukaryota; Metazoa; Chordata; Mammalia; Primates; Hominidae
Gene: SUCNR1
Product: succinate receptor 1
Exons: 3
Coding region: 110-1078 (322 amino acids)
Biological process (GO): G protein-coupled receptor signaling pathway
Cellular component (GO): plasma membrane
Molecular function (GO): G protein-coupled receptor activity
Source: RefSeq, a predicted model, not a curated record
CUGGGUCAGAAGCUAUAUCCAGCUGCUGGCAGAGUUCCUGUCAAGGGAUCAGGUCUUCCAACAGAAUGGUUAUGGUUUAACUCAGCAGAAUUUGUUGAACAACUACGAUAUGCUGGGGACCAUGGCAUGGAAUGCAACUUGCAAAAACUGGCUGGCAGCAGAGGCUGCCCUGGAAAAGUACUACCUUUCCAUUUUUUAUGGGAUUGAGUUCGUUGUGGGAAUCCUUGGAAAUACCAUUGUUGUUUAUGGCUACAUCUUCUCUCUGAAGAAUUGGAAUAGCAGUAAUAUUUAUCUCUUUAACCUCUCUAUCUCUGACUUAGCUUUUCUGUGCACCCUCCCCAUGCUGAUAAGGAGUUAUGCCAAUGGAAACUGGAUAUAUGGAGACGUGCUCUGCAUAAGCAACCGAUAUGUGCUUCAUGCCAACCUCUAUACCAGCAUUCUCUUUCUCACUUUUAUCAGCAUAGAUCGAUACUUGAUAAUUAAGCAUCCUUUCCGAGAACACCUUCUGCAAAAGAAAGAGUUUGCUAUUUUAAUCUCCUUGGCCAUUUGGGUUUUAGUAACCUUAGAGUUAAUACCCAUACUUCCCCUUAUAAAUCCUGUUAUAACUGACAAUGGCACCACCUGUAAUGAUUUUGCAAGUUCUGGAGACCCCAACUACAACCUCAUUUACAGCAUGUGUCUAACACUGUUGGGGUUCCUUAUUCCUCUUUUUGUGAUGUGUUUCUUUUAUUACAAGAUUGCUGUCUUCCUAAAGCAGAGGAAUCGGCAGGUUGCUACUGCUCUGCCCCUUGAAAAGCCUCUCAACUUGGUCAUCAUGGCAGUGGUAAUCUUCUCUGUGCUUUUUACACCCUAUCAUGUCAUGCGGAAUGUGAGGAUCGCUUCACGCCUGGGGAGUUGGAAGCAGUAUCAAUGCACUCAGGUCGUCAUCAACUCCUUUUACAUUGUGACACGGCCUUUGGCUUUUCUGAACAGUGUCAUCAACCCUGUCUUCUAUUUUCUUUUGGGAGAUCACUUCAGGGACAUGCUGAUGAAUCAAAUGAGACACAACUUCAAAUCCCUUACAUCCUUUAGCAGAUGAGCUCAUGAACUCCUACUUUCAUUCAGAGAAAAGUGAGGUGCUUGUGAAACAGAUUGUUCUACAGAUGAAUCUGUAAGCCAGUUACAGUUUGCUUUAACUCAUAGACAUCAAUCAGAGAGUGUCACAGAUUUAACCUUGAUCUAAAGACAAGUUGUACCCAGAGUAUGUGAAAAGAAUGGGACGACAAGAAUGUACUGGUUUCUUCCUCUAAGAAUUGAAAGGACUUGGACUGCCUUAUGUUUGGGCAUGUAACUCCAAAAUACUAGGUAUUAUAAGGCUUUCUCAAUCAGUGCAAAAAUGGAAGAUAUAUAAAGCAACAAGUUGUCUGCAUUUGAUCAUUGGUCA